CUAAUGUUAAGGGAAGCUGCUGAACCAAGUCUAGUCAGAUACGCUGGCGUGACUAGAGUGCCUUAUGAACGCUAUAUACUGUACUUAUACUUUUAUUUGCCCUACUGAUUUAUAUUACGCGUAGAAAACAAUACAGCAAUAUCCGAGAUUGGGUGCCACGGAGAUAACCCCUGGUGACCUUGCAUUAACUUGUUGGCAGUGAAGACAUCUCUCCUGUACCGCACAAGCUCGUGCAUAGUGAGUGCAUUGCAGUCUUCCGACACAUACACACUGAGCAACACUGCAGGUUUCGAACCUUUCCUGUUCACCAUGGUGUUGACGAUCUAUGGACAUCGGAUGUCCCAGCCUUCUCGCAAUGUUUAUCUGUUCUGUAAGGUUGCCAAGAUACCGUACGUUGAGAGCAAUGUCGACUUGUGGCACGCUGAACAGAAAAAAGAAGCCUACCUGGCGAUCAAUCCCUUAGGCAAAGUGCCGUUCAUCGUAGAUGAUGACUUCAAACUCGGCGAAAGUAUGACGAUUUUGAGGUAUCUGGCGCGUAAAUACAAAGUGGCCGAUCACUGGUACCCGGACGACUUGCAGGCUCAGGCCAAAGUCAAUCGAUAUUUAGACUGGCAUCACACUGGUAUCCGGAAAGCAAGCAUUGACGUUUUCCAUGACAUGAUCAUGCAGCCUUUGUUUACUGGAAAGCCCAUGGACGAAGCCAAAGUGGCCCUUGAUCUCGAAGCAUUCGACAAGACUCUCGGAACCAUCGAGAAGGUAUUUCUUGGAGAUAAGAAGUACCUUGCCUCAGAGGAAAUCAGCAUUGCCGACAUAUGCUGCUUGUCGGAGCUGAUGCAAAUCAUGGCGGUCAAGCCGAUCGAUCUGCUGACCAAGCACCCACAACUCGCUGCCUGGAAGGAGAGAGUUGAGGAGCGACUCCGCCCGGAUUACGACGAUGUUUAUAAGGAUAUGAUUGAGUUUGGCGCCAAAAACCAAAAGAAGUAGUGGAGCUAAGUACAUCGUCGUUCUCCAUAUUAUCGUACACGGAAACUUGCCUUUUAUCUUGACUAGCACGACCGAAUAUACGAUCCAAGCAGAUGCAGUUAUUAAAAGGAAAAAGAGAAAUAAAGUAUUCCUUAACAUGAAGUAAGAGUUGCAAAUAUUUUGUAAGCUGUCUUUGCUACGUUUUAAUUCAGCGCAACGUUUUCCGCUGUGUAUUUGCUAGAAAUUAGCAUAAUUCAUUAUAAAAUGAGUGAUUUGACGUAAAGGGAAAAAGUUUUAUUUGGCCAUUUCUCAAUAGUCUUGUGUUAAGAUGUCACGAGCAGCUGCUGCACCCUUUUUACUCUACCACGCAUGUUACAACACUAAGAGAUGUUAUUAUGAACUUAGUUAUUAAUAAAUUUGUGUUUCAAAAAGCGGUACCGUUAAAGUGCCAAGUGAAUUCGUGUGUUAUCGAGAUAGAGACCGUCACGUGUUGCGUGGUACGGGAAAAUAAAUUCUAAUCUGGCAUGAAGGGAGAUUUACGAAGUUGUAUUGACUCAAGUCAUCCCCAGUUGGAGUCCGAUUUGGGUCGACUGUAAUGCUAACCCGGAACCGGAUUUAAAGUGCAUUUCUCAAUUUAUGUUUUCAUAAAUGUUUUAGUGAUUUCUUAGUAAGUGAGCCUCUUGUUGGAAUGUCGGCAAAAUUCAUGCCCCGUUUUCACCAAAAAAUGUUUUGGUUUCAAACACAUCUAUAGAUGGGAUCCCACAUUGAACUGUUUAGUAUAAUGACAUUAAGUUUUGGAGUUGUGAUGGAUUGAAUUUUGCCUCGUGAUUGGAUAACAAUCAUCAGCACUUCUUUUCAAUUUCAUGACAAGUAAGAUUUUUUUAACCCAUUGUUUACCCAGAUGUGAGUAAAAAACGUCAGACCUAAAUUUUUCUCCAGAGUGUUUUUUUUUGGUUGUAUUAGGUUCAAUUUAUUUACUUAAGUUGACUCGAACUAAAUACUUUUCUGCACUCGACGAAACACUGACUUGACUGACUUGUUGAUUAAAUGACCAUCAUUAAGUAAACAAGUCUGAGACUCGACUUGAAUUAAAACAUUUGGUGACUUAUAAAAACUGUAGAGCCCAGCACAGGCGUUGCAGAGGACGCUUGUCCCUUUCCCUUGGGGAAAAAAGGAAACCAAAAGGAAAACGACAAACGAAAAAGGGAAAGAAGAAGUGGGAAAUCUCAGAUUUGAUGGAAAAUACAACUUUCGAUGGAUUGGCAAUUUAAUAAGAUGUCGCAAUCACUGAAAUGUGAGAAAUUUAGAGAUUUUUCGUUUGAAGUAAAAAAUACAAAAUAAGGAAGUAAUAAAUGUCCCCUGAUAUUUAA
Acanthaster planci (crown-of-thorns starfish) is the source of this 2333-nucleotide messenger RNA. Its product is annotated as glutathione S-transferase theta-1-like. Gene Ontology annotation, cellular component: cytoplasm. The record is from RefSeq and is a predicted model, not a curated record. Gene Ontology annotation, molecular function: glutathione transferase activity. Gene Ontology annotation, biological process: glutathione metabolic process. NCBI's taxonomy places the organism in Eukaryota, Metazoa, Echinodermata, Asteroidea, Valvatida, Acanthasteridae.